This is a messenger RNA of Poecilia reticulata (guppy), 2908 nucleotides long. NCBI's taxonomy places the organism in Eukaryota, Metazoa, Chordata, Actinopteri, Cyprinodontiformes, Poeciliidae. The record is from RefSeq and is a predicted model, not a curated record.
AGCUGCUGCUGCUUGUUACUUGGAGUUUUCUAGAAUUCAACCGAUAAACAUGCAAAGGCUCAGACUUGAAUUAGGCCGUUUAAGCUUCGUGUYUCACGGAUUGGCCAACGCCGGAUGCUUUUUGUCCAGCUGUCCUGCGACGUGAAACUGGACCCCCGACCUGAAUACCACCGCUGCAUCCUGACCUGGCACCACCAGGAGCCGCUGCCCUGGGCCCAAAGCACAGGGAACCAGGUGUCCAGCCGCCUCAUGUCCAUGCGGAGCGCCAACGGGCUGCUGAUGCUGCCGCCCAAGACCGAGCAGUACGUGGAGCUGCACAAGGGCGAGGUGGUGGACGUCAUGGUGAUCGGCCGGCUAUGAUGCAGACCUUCGCGUCACCUGCUCCCGAUCACCGUGGCAACACCAGGAGACGUCUCACCUGGACAGGAAGGGCGUGGUUGGCGGGGCAGGAAAUGAUGCAUGUCUAUCUGGUGGCCAUUAGCUGUGAUGUCAUAUGCAACAGCCAAUCGGAGCCAGUGCAGGCUGAAUCCUCUCUGAGGAGCUCGCUGUACUCCAACAGAGAAAAAAUGUGAAAAAAUAUAUAAAAGAAGAUUUAUUCUGUAAUAUUAUUAUCCUAAUAACAAUUAAUAUUCUUAAUUAAUAUUCUAUUUAUUAUUAUUGCCAUGGUUCUGGUUGGAUAUUCUCACCUCAGUAGUCUUCAUCUCCUCUUCAUUUGCUUUGUGCGUUUUACCUGGCAGGUAAACACUAGAGACUCCUCCUCCUCUUCCUCCUCCUCUUCCUCCUUCUCUUCUUCUGUUUCUGCUCCCUCCUUCAUCACAUAGAAACCAUUGUCCAUGAUGAAGAUGAUGAUGAUGAGUGGGAACCGUCCACUUCCUGCUGGAGCUCCACAGUGUGCCACGAAAUAAAAACAUCAAGGCUGAUGUUCAGAAACACCAAACAGUGGAAGCCAYGAGCAAAGCAGAACCGGUCCGGAACCGGGUUCCGGGCCCGGGUCUGGGUCGGGUCGCUGUCAGAACCGGCCGGUUGGAGCAGCAGCUGCUCUCCGUCAAACAUCUUCCUAGAGCUUGAUGCCACAGGAAACACUAUGUAUGGAAGAAUAUAGAAGCAAAAACCGCAGAAAUAAUAACAGAUGAAGAGAAAUAAAAGAAACCCGUAUUUUUAUUUCAUUGCUUUCUGUCAGUUUGUCUAAAUUUAUUUAUCUAAUGUGUCUAAUUUAUUUGCCGAAUCCUUAGCUGAUUCUGCUCUUUAUUUAUGAUGAUAAUAUUUAAAACCUUAAAUUCUGUUAAAAAAGAAGGGGAUCUAAACUGGCUUCAGUUUUUGCAUGACUCCUCUAACUGAUCUCUCUUUACUUUUCCUGCUUGAUCUUUUGGUCGUUUUUACAGAAGUGGAGUUUUCUGUGGCACCACCGGCUCUCCGUACACUUCUGACUUUAGAUGAGCCAGUCAGUAGCUUCCAAACAUCCAAAAKAUCAGUUAAAUCCAGAAAACGGGAAAGCUUUUCAUUGUGACGUUUUAUGAUUGCCGUCCCGGCCACUAGCAACCCAACAGAACCGUAGAACUCUGCUGCUCCGGUUCAGGACUACACUGUGUGUUUCUACCUAAUGGUGCUUCGUCUAGAAAAACAAGUCAGAACCUUUUUAAGAUUUGAAGAAACGCUCUGACUGCAUCCUUCACAGUUCUCUGAAAAAUUAAAUGUCAUUUUAUUAAGUUUGAWUUUUCGACACUUAAGRUUUUCCAUAYRGAAAUAAUGGAAAUAAAACUGAAAAAUGCCCAAAGCGUUAGAAAAAGUACCUCAUUUAAAAAUCAAGAACAAAGAAUGGUUUUCUUCUCUUGUUUUUGACAUUUUUUCUUCUUUAUGUUUCAUUAUAAAUAUAUUUUAUUUUUUGAAUAAAUGUCCUGAACUAUUGGCAAAUUCAACAAUUCAAAAGAUUCUCCUUAAAAUAUUGAGAUAAUUUAAGCAUCUUUUUUUUUUUGCUUCAAGUUUCAUGAUAAUUUUAUUUUUGUGGCAUCUCAGGUGUUCCAUACAGAGUUUUGGAGAGUUUGAUACGGACUAAAAUCAUUUCCAGAUUAGAUGCAGAUAAACAUUAAAGUCCCACAUUCAUUAAACCUUCCUCUUCCUCUUCCUCUCACUCUUCCCCUCAGUGCCAAACCCUGUCAAAGGUCAGCUGCUCUGCGCUGCAUUCAGGGUCCCAUAUUGUGGUGAGGGCCCCGCGAUGCGUUCAGGGCCCCGYGWUGCCUUCAGGGCCCUGUGCUGUGUUCAGGUUCCUGAACUACUGUAGUUUUUUCCAAAUUAUGUUUCUAUYGUUUUUCGUGGUUUGCUGAAAUGUUCUGAURGAUUCUGAGGAUCUUUUGCCCUGCAGAAUGUCUGACCUUUGACCCUUCCUCUCAUCAUGGACCCUGCAUGCCGUACCGAGGGGCGUUUCUUUCUAGAUGGGCAGGUGCGGUUCCAGGUCCGGUGCAGCACCUGGGCAGCGUUCCCCAUCAUUUCUGAUUCAGAAACUUCCCAGUUACCUCAAAUGCACCGCAGUGAUUUUUGCUGCUCGUGCUGCGUUCAAGUCACAGCAGACCGGAGGACGCCUCAUUAAUUCUGGGAAGGAUAUUUAAAUUAAAUGUCAAUAAAAACGAAACACUUUCACUUUAGUUUUCCCACAUUGGGCAGCUCAUGGGUGUGGAAAUUCCAUGGUGACUUGGACGCAGCACGGCGCCUGCCUGAGGACCAAUCAGGAAGCGGCAGCAGCGGUUGUUGUGAAACUGCCUUUGAACGGAGGAAACACUGGAGUCAGUGUCUGCACACGAUCCACAUGACCAGCACUUCCUGAAGCAAUGACAGCCUUCUACUGUAAAACACUGCAGGAGGAUUUCUGUAACAUUACUGAAACUGAAUUAAAGAUGAUCCUGAUUAUUCUCUA